AUGACUAAGCGCGACCUGUCUGGACGCGCGCAGGCCACCGACUCGGCGUCCCUUGCGCGGGCCAUCGCCUCGGCCAACAAGCUCACGGGCGCGCAUACGAUCACGAUCGGAGAUGGGCGCCCGAACUUCCUGAUCCACCUGGAUUCCGACCUGCCUGCCAUCACCCGGUCGGUGCGAUUCACCUCAACCUCCACCGUCAUCCGCGGAAACAACAAUGUCGGGCUGCGCUUCAGUGCUGGCGAGAGUUCCGUGACCGGGAUCCACUUCCAGGGCUUCUCACAGGCCGCUGUUGUGGUGGAGGGGGGUCACGUUACCGUGGAGGGCAACACGUUUGGCUCUGCCUCCGACGUCAUUGGCCAGUACGGCGUCCAAGUCACGGGCGGCUCCUCCACCAUCAGGAAGAACGUGUUCGAUUCGAAUGCGGUCGGCGUGAGCAUUGAGGCCGAGGCCAAGAGCUGCCUCGUGGAGUCGAACCAGAUCACCGCCGGCGAUGUUGGCAUCCGCGUUGCGGGCCACCCGGACGUUGAUGCGGAACACCGCAUCCAGAACAACCAAAUCAGCAACUGCGGCCGCCAGGGCGUCCUCAUCGACACCCCUGCCAAGAUGACCAUCGACAACAACAGCAUCGGCACCAACGUGGGUGUUGGCAUCGAAGCCGUACUCAAGGAGGGCAGCUCCAUCACUCACAACUUUGUUUAUGGUAGCCAGGACUCCGGCAUCAUUCUGCGCAGCCCUGUGUCGGGUUGCCCCGCCAGGGUCCUGGUGGCGAGCAACCACAUCGGAAUGUCGCCCGUCCUGCUCGCCGACGGCAACAAGGGCCACGGCAUCUUCAGUUCCGUGCCCGUGACUUUGUUCAACAACACCAUCGGCGGGAGCGGCCGGUGGGGCAUCAUGCUGAGCAGGGAGCCCGACGCGUGUCCCACGACGUGCCACAUCUAUGGCAACCAGGUGGGCGCUUCGCGUUCGCUGAACAAGUGGUGGUUGAAGAACAUGGAGGGCGGCUUGCGCGCCCACAACAUGCGCAUCGAGACCCAAGGUCCCCAUGGCGAGCAGCAUCUCAACAUCUUCGCCAACAACGGCGGCGACAGAGGACUCUUUAUCGAGGGUGCCCGUGAUCACGUCAUCACCAACAACUGGGUCGGUUGGGACGGCGCCAACCUGCUGGCCGGACAUCCCGGGCAGGGCAUCAUGCUUGCCAACACCGACGGCGUGCUGGUCUCGAACAACAUCGUGGUGGCCGGCGGUGACGGAAUCUACGUCGACAACGUGCCCAACGCGACCAUCCGCAACAACAAGCUGGGCGUGACUGCCACCAUGUUGAGCAACGACAACACGGUCAACGGGUGCGGCAUCAAGGUCAACGCGCCUGUCUGGAACGCCACCUACGUGACCCUCAUCGCGGACAACGCCAUCUCGUGGAGCAAGGACUCCUCGAUCUCCGUCACCGGUGGAGGCGCGCACUCCAUCACCGGCAACACCCUCGUCGAGCCCACCGGCCUCGCGAACAAGGAGCACGUGCUUGGCAUCAAGCUCGAAUAUGUGGACAACGUGAUGGUCAGCGACAACGUCAUGGACGCGCGCCACGUCGACAUCUACACCAACUACGCCCGCGGCGUGCUGCUGCGUAGCAACAGCGCACCGGUCACGGAAUACGUGAUGGAGAGGGCCAUCUGCGUCUCCGAUUCGCCCACACCCUCCCCGACGCAGUCGCCUUCCAACUCGCCGUCGCCUUCCAACACGCCGUCGCCGUCCAACACUCCGUCGCCAUCGAACACGCCAUCACCGUCCAACACGCCGUCGCCGUCCAACACGCCGUCGGUCACCCCCUCGCCGUCGGUCACCCCCUCACCGUCGGUCACCCCCUCGCCGUCGUCCACGCCCAGCGCGUCGCCGUCGCCGGUGGUCAGCAUUGCCCGAUGGACCUAUGCGGAGGGCGCGGCUGUCAACGCCGCCCCCAUACCCCUCCCGCUCGCUGCCACGGUGGGCUCGGGCAACAUGAACACCAACUGGGCCGACCCGACCAAGAUCAUCUACACCGGGCGCGCCAGUGACUUUGCGUGCGAGUUCAGCGGUAAGGCCAACAACGGGCGCUAUCUGUCCUUCACCUUUGACUCGAGGGGCUUCCAGCGCCUCGUGCUCAGCCUCGAAUUCAGGGCGAGGACCAACGGCUUCACCACGUUCGACGUGCAGACCUCGACAGACGGCACCAACUUCGCCUCCCGCUUCACCUACACCGCGGCGACGCCGAACUCCUACGAAGGGGUCACCGUCGAUCUCAGGGGCCGCAGCGAGCUCGACAACGUGGCCAACGCGCAGGUGCGGCUGGUCUUCAAUGGCGCCACCACCAGCACCGGCCAGUCGCGGAUCGACCACGUCGUGUUCGGCGGCGAGCCCUUCCCGUCGCCGUCACCCACGUCGUCGCCCACGCCGUCGAUCACCCCCUCGCGGUCGCCCAGCGCGUCGCCGUCGCCGUCGCCGGUGAUCGGCAUUGCCCGAUGGGCCUACGCAGAGGGCACGGCGGUCAACGCCGCCCCCAUACCCCUCCCGCUCGCCGCCACGGUGGGCUCGGGCAACAUGAACACCAACUGGGCCGACCCGACCAAGAUCAUCUACACCGGGCGCGCCAGUGACUUUGCGUGCGAGUUCAGCGGUAGGGCCAACAACGGGCGCUAUCUGUCCUUCACCUUUGACUCGAGGGGCUUCCAGCGCCUCGUGCUCAGCCUCGAAUUCAGGGCGAGGACCAACGGCUUCACCACGUUCGACGUGCAGACCUCGACAGACGGCACCAACUACGUCUCCCGCUUCACCUACACCGCGGCUACCCUGAACUCAUACCAAGGGGUCACCGUCGAUCUCAGGGGCCGCAGCGAGCUCGACAACGUGGCCAACGCGCAGGUGCGGCUGGUCUUCGACGGCGCCAUCACCAGCACCGGCCAGUCGCGGAUCGACAACGUCAUGUUCGGCGGCGAGCCCUUCUUGUCGCCGUCGCCCACGUCGUCGCCCUCCUCGUCGCCCUCCUCGUCGGUCUCGCCGUCCAACACGCCGUCGCCUUCCAACACUCCGUCGCCGUCCAACACGCCAUCGCCAUCCAACACGCCGUCGCCUUCCAACACGCCGUCGCCAUCCAACACGCCGUCGCCUUCCAACACGCCGUCGCCAUCAAGCACGCCCACGCCGUCGCCAUCCAACACGCCGUCGCCGUCCAACACGCCGUCGCCGUCCAGCACGCCAUCGCCGUCCAGCACGCCAUCGCCCUCCAACAUGUAUUAA
Messenger RNA from Acanthamoeba castellanii str. Neff, 3270 nucleotides. RefSeq lists its product as uncharacterized. Bases 1 to 3270 code for a protein of 1089 amino acids. The transcript is spliced from 15 exons. The record is from RefSeq and is a predicted model, not a curated record. Lineage: Eukaryota; Discosea; Longamoebia; Acanthamoebidae.